Engraulis encrasicolus (European anchovy) is the source of this 9044-nucleotide messenger RNA. RefSeq names its product transient receptor potential cation channel, subfamily N, member 1 (gene trpn1). Gene Ontology annotation, cellular component: membrane. The record is from RefSeq and is a predicted model, not a curated record. Gene Ontology annotation, molecular function: calcium channel activity; protein binding. NCBI's taxonomy places the organism in Eukaryota, Metazoa, Chordata, Actinopteri, Clupeiformes, Engraulidae. The transcript is spliced from 34 exons. Bases 214 to 5223 code for a protein of 1669 amino acids. Gene Ontology annotation, biological process: calcium ion transmembrane transport.
CACCCAUCCGCGUUGCCUCCUACAGAGACAGAACAAUUUGCAUCACUGAACCGCGCGCAUGCAUUCACCUGCCGAUGCCACCUACCUAUUUGGACAUUAGCACAAUUCUUACAUUGCCAGUGCAACUCAGAAGGAGCGGAGAUGACAAGCUUGACUGGUACAGUUGUGUAGUUUAAAGUUAGUGAUAGCCUCUAAAAAAGUGUCUUUUCGAAGAUGUCAGAAACUUCUUCUGUGUUGUCGGGAUCUGUGGUGUCCAGCCCUCGGCUCCUUCAGCUCGCCCUCAAAGGAGAAUGGAUUGUUGUCGAACAGACCAUUAAAGCUUUGGACAAAGGAGACCCAGAAAUCUUUCAGACCGAUGAGGAGUCUGGUUUGAGUCUGUUCAUAAUUGCUGUGAGGGAGAACCGUAUAGCUGUGGUGGAGAGGCUACUGGAGAUGGGAGUGAACCCCAGUGAGAGAACCAAGGACGGCCGGACCGCACUGCAUAUAGCAGCUGCACACUCCAAGGACGAGAUUGUGAGACUUCUGGCGAGAAAGGCAGACCCCAAUAUUCCUGGAGGGCCUAAAGAGCAGCUGCCUCUCCACUUCUCGGCUUGCCGACCAGCUGGGUCCCACGGGGCCGUACACACACUCCUCAAACUCUCCAGCAAGGACGCACGGCUGCUUCCAGACAAGGAUGGCUGCAUUCCACUUCUGUUGGCCGUGGAGUCUGGGAAUGCUGGCAUCGUUAAGGAGCUGCUUGGAGCGCUAUCAGAAGCUCAGCUGCGCUCGCGGAGGACGGGCGAUGGUGACUCGGCGCUCCAUAUCAGCAGUAGGAGGAAGGAUGCGGAGAUGGCCAAGAUUCUGGUGGAGUCGGGGGCCAACGUCGAUGCCCAGAAUGAUGAGGGCCAGACCCCUCUGCACAUCGCGGCCGGGGAAGGAGACGAGGCCACGCUGAAAGUCUUCUACCAAUGCAAGGCCAACCCAAACAUUGCAGACAAGAUGGAUAGAUCGCCGCUGCACAUUGCAGCUGAGCGUGGCCACACCAACACUGUGGAGGUGCUGACAGAGAAGUUCAAGUCCAAUGUGCUGGCCAGAACCAAGGAUGGCAGCACAUUGCUGUAUAUCGCCUCUCAGUGUGGCCAUCCAGAAACUGCCUUGGCCUUCCUGAAGAAAGGUGUCCCGUUACACAUGCCCAAUAAGUCCGGUGCUGUGUGCCUGCAUGCGGCUGCCAAGCGCGGCCACACGGCUGUAGUGAAGGCUCUUCUCCUGAAGGGGGCGCAGGUGGACGCCACCACUAAGGACGGCCUCACCGCCCUCCACAUCGCCGUGCAGCACUGCAAGCCGCUGGUGGUGCAGAUGCUCCUGGGCUUUGGGGCCAAGGUGCAGCUCAACGGCGGAAAGGCUAAGGAGACACCGCUGCACAUUGCUGCCCGUGUGAAGGAGGGAGAGAAGGUGGCCGAGAUGCUCCUGAAGAGUGGAGCAGAUGUGAACGCUGAACAGGAGAAUGGGGAAACUGCCAUGCAUGUUGCAGCGCGGCACGGGAGCCUUCAGAUGCUGAGAGCACUCAUUGAGGAGGGAGGAGACCUGACAUGGAGGUCUAAGGCAGGAGAGAACCCGCUGCACGUUGCCGUGCGUCACUGCCAUGCUGCCAUCGUGGAGGAGAUCCUGAGCUACCUGACCAGGGAGAGGGGCCUGGAGCACGCACGCACCUGUGUCACACAGGAGAACCAGAGAGGAGAGACAUCUCUGCAUCUGGCUGCUGGUCUCAGCAGGGACGGUGCUGGCGAGAGUGGAGAAGACGUCCUUAUUGCGCGAACCCUCAUGGAGUACGAUGCCAAUGUCACUGCCACAACAAGAGAGAUGUGGGAGACCCCUCUGCAUUACUGUUCCAGGGUGGGCAACACGGCCGUGCUCCAGGAGAUCCUGAAUGGAGUCACCACCAGCCGACUGCAGAUGGCCGUCAACAAGCACGCAAAGAACGGCUGGUCUCCGCUGCUAUUGGCUGCCGAGAGAGGUCAUUUGGAAGUGGUCCGCAUGCUGCUGCAGAACCAUGCCAGGGUGGACGUCUUUGAUGAGGAUGGCAAGGCGGCUCUCCACUUGGCGUCGGAGAAGGGUCACGAGGGCAUCGCUGACCUCCUGCUGGCCCAUAAGGCCUUUGUCAACGCGAAGACCAAGCUGGGCCUCAGCCCACUGCACCUGGCCGCGCAAAAUGGAUCCACCGGCCUAGUCCAACUGCUAGUGGAGACACACAUGGCCACUACCGAUGCCUUGUCCCUGAAUAAGCAGACUCCUCUCCAUCUAGCCGCCAUGAGUGGACAAAUGGACGUCUGUAACAACCUGCUGAAGCUCAGAGCAGACAUCACUGCCACAGAUAUACACGGCCGCACGCCACUGCACCUGGCCGCGGAGAACGACCACUCUGCCGUGGUGAAGCUGUUCCUGCAGCAGCGGCCGGAGCUCGCCACCCUCGCCAACGUGGAGGGCGCCACCUGCACGCACAUCGCCGCUGCCAAGGGCAGCGUGGCCGUCAUCCGCGAACUGCUCCGCUUCAACCACAGCAGCAUGGCCACGCUCAACAACAAGGCUAAUGGCUGCUGUCCUCUGCACCUGGCCGCAGCUGGAGGUCAUACGGAGGUUGUGAAGGUCCUUCUGGAGGCCGGAGCGUCAGCUGGCGAUGAGGACGCGGAAGGGAUGACGGCAGUGCACCUGGCAGCCAGGAGCGGUCACACACACAUCCUGGAAGUGCUGAAGAACAGCGUGUCACUCAAGAUCACCAGCUCCAAGACAGGUUUGACCGCUCUGCAUGUCGCGGCCUGCUUUGGCCAAGUGGACUUUGUGAGGGAGAUGCUGACCCAGGUCCCAGCCACCAUCCGCAGUGACCGCUCUCACGGCACCCUCCGCAGGGGAGAGGAGCCUCGCAGGCAGCAGCAGUGCCAGCCUCCCGCAGAGUCAGGGUACACUCCUCUGCAUUUGGCAGCAGAGUCGGGCCAUGAGGGUGUGGUGCGGCUACUGCUCAACUCUCCUGGAGUGCAGGCCGACGCCGAGACAGACACACAGGGCUCCACCCCGCUGCACCUGGCUGCCCAGAGUGGCCACACGGCGGUGGUGGGUCUCCUGCUGAGCCGCUCCGGGUGCCUGCUGCAGCUCCGGGACAAGCUGGGCCGCACCUGCCUGCACCUGGCCGCCGCCAACGGACACAUCGCCAUGGUCAGGGUGCUGCUGGGGCAGGGCGCCGACAUCAACCUCACCGACCAGACGGGCUGGACGGCGCUGCACUAUGCCUCCAAGGCGGGCUGGCUCGAGAUGGUGCGUUUCCUGGUGGAGAGCGGGGCGUGUGCGGGGCUGGAGUGCCUGCAGGGCCGCACGCCACUACAGUACGCCGCCAACCACAACCACCAGGCCACCGUCAGCUACCUGCUGCGCCGCCGCGACAACAACACACUGCGCCUCCUGGAGGAUAGGAGGUUUGUGUUUGACUUGAUGGUGUGCGGCCGGCUGAAUGGCAACCUGGCUCUGGACGAGCUGGUGCUGCACUCCCCCGCCCCUCUGGACACGGCCGUGCGUCUGUCGCGCGCCUUGGGCCUGGCCGCCCUGCGGGAGAAGGAGCGCGCCGUGGACCUCCAGGCUGCAGCGCGCCACUGCGAGUCCCUGGCCUCUGACCUGCUGACCGUAGCCUCCAGCGUCGGAGGAGGUGGAGGGGGAGCGGGAGGUGGAGGGGGAGCAGGAGGGCGGGGACUGGGAGCGGGGCCCAUCCUGAGGGCCGUGGACCAUCGCGGGGCCAGUGUCCUGGACUGCCUGAUCGAGUGCAGACAGAAAGGGGUGGUGUCUCACCCGGCGGUGCAGAAGUACUUGACGGAGGUGUGGUUUGGCAGUCUGCAGUGGGACUCCUGGAGGAUACUCAUGCUCUUCAUAGGACUGCUGCUCUGCCCUCCGCUCUGGCUGGUGCUGUCACUGCCUCUCAAACACAGGUUCAACACGAUCCCCAUAGUGAAGUUCAUGAGCCAUCUGGUGUCCCAUGUCUUCCUGCUGGCCCUGUUCAUCCUCAGCAUCGUGUACCCUCCCGUCAGCCCCAUCUCCCUGGGACACCUCAUGCCCUCAUGGUGCGAAUGGCUCCUGCUGGCCUGGCUCUGUGGCAUGCUGGUCUCCGAACUCACACACCCAGGCGAGCGCGCCGGCCUGGCCUGGAUCCGCAUCCUGCUGCUUGCCUUCUCGCUGGCGGCCAUCUUGUGCCACUUGCUGGCGGUGGUGCUCCAGUGGUGGCCGCCGGGCCACCUGCACUGCCUGUUUGCGCGCAACGUGCUCCUGGCGGUGGCCAUGACGCUGGGCUUCGUGCAGCUGCUGGAGUUCCUGACCUUCCACCACCUGUUCGGACCCUGGGCCAUCAUCAUCCGGGACCUCAUGAAGGACCUGGGCCGCUUCGCCGUCAUCCUGGUGCUCUUCCACACCGCCUUCACCAUGAGCCUGGCCGCCGUGUGCCAACCCGUCUACCCCCUGCCACCAACGCCGGCAGCAGAGGAGCUGAUGGGGGUGCCGAGGGCGCCAGAUGUGGACUCAAGCAAUGCCACAGACUCUACCACACAGCCUCCUCCCCCUGAAGACAGCGAGGAGCACCAUGAUGUGACGGUGGUGGAUGUGACGGUGCUGCUGUUCUCUGCGCUGUUCGGCCUGGCGGAGCCCGAGUCCAUGCCUGUGCUGCAGCGCUCUCCCCCGGCCGCCACGGUGGUGGCACACCUGGCCUUCGGGGCUUACCUGGUGGUGACCGUCAUCGUGCUCAUCAACCUGCUCAUCGCCAUGAUGAGUGACACCUACCAGCGCAUACAGGCCCAGUCGGACCUGCAGUGGAAGUUCGGGCGUGCGGUGUUGAUCCGGGAUAUGAGCCGCAAGUCGGGCACGCCAGCGCCCUUCAACCUCUUCACCAACCUCUUCUUCUACGCCAAGAUGCUCUGCAAGCACGGCGGUAAGAUCUGCUCAGGUGAGGCACGAGACCUGAUGUCUGAGGAGGAGGAUGCGGAGGGCCUGUCUGACUCGCGCUCCCUAGACAUGCUGCCUCACUCCUCUGUCACCUGGAUGAGAGGAACCAGGAGAACACAAGUCAUACCGGAGGGUGGAGCUCCAGUAACCGUCAGGCAGGGAGGGCUGGUGCGGGUGGAGCAGGUGGUGGACUGGGCGGCAGUGGUCCAGCGCUUCCUCGCCCUCCACGGACAGAGGGACAGAGACACACCGGACAGAGAGAAAGAGGCGUAGGAAAAAUAAUCCAAAAUGUGUACAAUUGUACCGUAACUGUACACGGACUUCUUUUUUUGGAGCUUCAAAAGAUUUCCAGUUGCCUACAGCAAAGCUCCUUUGACUUCGAAGACCUGGAUGAAUGAGAAUAUUCACAGACACAUACAGUACAGUAGCAGUAAUGUGACGAGAUGCAACAGACCGUGAUAACAUUGGGGGUUGCAGUGCAAAGGUGGCAGGGGGCGGGGGGUCAGAUGUUGGACGGGCUUCUUGAGAAGCCAGUGUUCAGCAAAAACAAAAAAAACUGCCAUGGGGUCAUUAGAUAAUGAUAGCAUUGGACAACUUGUUGGGCAGUGUUGCCAGGCAACAUUACACACACGAAGAGCCAUGGAAUCCAGAGUUGUGACAGCCGGGGUACAGGAGGUCGGUUGGUGACAUGAUUCACAUAGAUUCAAAUAACUCUAGGCUGUGGCUUUCUGUUCGCUAGAGACUAACACAGAACCACUACAUAAGAAGCAAAGAUGAAGUUAAAAAAAAAAAAACAUAGAUUCAAAUAACUCUAGGCUGUGGUUUUCUGAAUCAAAAUCAAUUUCUGUACCUUUUCUGUACUUUCUGUGUUCUGCGCCCACUUCCUGGAACUAUGUCAAUGGCAUUCUGUGUGUCAACGGCUCCAUGAACCACCAUUGUUGUGUACAAAAUGGAACUCUGAGGUCAAUGGGAUUAGCCUACCUCUUAGUUCCAUGGCUCUACACCACUGACUUGUUAUACAAGUCAGUGCUCUACACACACAUAUUCUUUGGCACAUUAAUUUCCAUCCUAGUAUUCCUUGAGGAAAUAAGGGCCUAUCAUCCUGUUUCUUGGCAACAUUGCUCAACGUCUUCCUGCCGUGCAUGUGUCAUCACCUUUUGACUCCAUACCACACACUUCCACAGUAUUUGUACAGUAUUUGCCUUGUAGUGAUACAGUCACAGAAUAUUUUCACAUACACAGUGACAUCCGACAGUUACCACUAGUAUUUUGAAUAAGUCAAUACGCACACAUCUGAUGAUAACGGUCAGCGAUCUUGAGUUACAUGAUGAUUUCUUACCAAAUGAAGGUGUGUAACAGUGAACAUUGAUUUUGAAACAUUCUUUUUUUGAAAUUUGCCUGUAACUCACAGUGCCUCCUUCAGAAACCAUAAGACCAGCUUGAACAUUAGGCCUAUGUGAGGGUAAGAUCUCGUAAUCCAGGACCAGAAUAAUGAACCUGACUUCAGGUAAACAAAUUGUAAACACUGCCAUUUAGGCACAGCAGUACUGAUACAGUAGUAUUACUUCGAUUAUUGUGUUUUAGCAUUUCAGCAUUGUCUUGUGUUUUAAGAUUUCCUGAGUUCAAGUAAGUGCCAACAACUUGACGUUGUCAUAACCUACCCCAACUGUAGAAUAUAGGUAUGAACUCUGACAAGCCUCUAGCUAUUAAUUGAAUGUUGACAUUUUGGGGUGUUUUUACCUUAAUAUUAGCCUGCCUGCUGCGUGCUAGCGCUUAGUGUGUUUCCUCCACUGGCUAGGUAAGAUAUGCAUUAAGAUAUCAUUAUCAUCAUCAUCAUCGGGUGAGCUGGGUCCAUUUGAACUCUUUAAGACACACACUGUGACGUUACAUUACGGCCGUGUAUGAAACCGUGUGUUAACCGUAUGUAAAUAUUUUGCUUCUACCCUACUCCACUCAACUCCACAACCCCCUGGGUCUAAAUUAAACAAGCGGCUAGCUGCUUUCUCCAAUUAUUCAUAAUGUGAGUUCCACUUUGGCAAAACGGGGAUGUGGGGCCCCUCUUUCCUCUCUCUCCCUCCCUCUCCCUCUCUCUCUCUCUCUCUCUCUCUCUCUCUCUCUCUCUCUGGAGAGACGGGGCAGGAUGUAACUUUUCUUACCUGUUAGUGGCUAGAGCCAGCACAGUCUGUGCUCUGCCUGAUUGAUGGCCCCAGUGCUCUUGCCGCAGUCCAUGAGUAUUUGUCAUAGUGGCUGGCUGGGCCAAAUGUAACCAUAGGGGAUAACACGUGCCUUUCUGUGUUUUGUUUGUAUUAAAUAGAUAUCUUCUAAUGCAGUGUUUCUCAACUGGUGGGUCGCGACCCAAAAGUGGGUCGCGGAGGGGUCAUGGGUGGGUCGCGGAGCCGUGGUGUAAAAAAAUCGUAAUUCAUUCAUUCGCUAAAAAAAAAAAAUCCAACUUUUCCUGCAACAAUUUACGUUUAUUUUUAUAGGCGAUUGAACUUGUGUCAUCUGUCGUCAUAGAUAAAAUCAAAAUGUUUAUGCGAGAUAGAAGCGUACAACCAGUCAUUCGAGUGCCGCUAAAAAAAUUGGGUCGCGACCGAAUGAGAGUGGAAAAUGGUGGAUCCCAAGACUGUUCCAGUUGAGAACCACUGUUCUAAUGCAUACUGAAAAGAGAAGGGACCAACAGGUCAAAGUAACCCAAAUUUGCAUCGUAGAGAGAGGCUCAGAUAUUUGUCCUGAAAACAUGGAGUGGAAAACAAACUGACCUUAUGAGAAGUCAUAUGAAACUGUUAUGCCAGUGUGGUACAGUAUUUUAUGUCGCACCAUACCUGACACCACUCUUUGCCUUUCUCAACACAAUUGUACGAAAACCACCAUACAAUGUAGAAUCUUUGCAACCGAAAAAAGGACAUGUCCCAAACUCCAUAAAGAGCCAAAAUCCAUUCAUUUUACAGUAACAGUCACAUAGCCUAUAAACAAUGGAAAUAAAUGUCAGUUUUAGAAGCACAUUUUUUAGACUGAGUUGAUUUGAGUGGAUCUUCAUCGAUGACUAUGACAAAUGUUUCCAGACAGACAUCCUUUGUUCAGUAGUGAGGUGUAAAUUACAGCUUAGAGGUUGAAAUUUGUACUAAAACAAGUAGCCAUCUUUGUAGAUUCUUACGUAAAUUAACUACUACAAGGUGAAUGAAGACUCAAUCUGUAGGACUGACAGACAGACAGGCACUCAGGCACCCAAACAGAAAGUCAGAAACACAGACGGAGUGGCAGACAGACAGGCAGACAGACAAACAGACAGAUAGAUAGAUAGAUAGAUAGAUAGAUAGAUAGAUAGAUAGAUAGAUAGAUAGAUAGAUAGAUAGUCUGGCUGUCUGUCUGUCCCUGACUAAAAAUUGUAAUCUAGCCUAUAGCAGGAUCAUGUGAAAUUCUAAGAACAUUGUGACGUACUAUCACAUUCAGUUGAUCAGUUGAACUGUAGAAUCAUGCACAGGGGCAAUCCAAAGUGUCCAUUCAUCUGUAUGAGGGUUCUGUUGAGAGAAAACACUGAAUGUUUCAUAGUGUUCCUUUAAGGUAGUGUUUCUCAACGGGGGCGGCACAGUCACCCAGGGGGCGUUGGGGAUGAUACAUUUGAGAGGGGGCGGUGCUUAGUUGUCACUGGUGGCAUUAGGCCAUUUAUUUUUUUAAUACUAAGGGGGGCAUUGGCUGCGUUACAAUGAAGUCACGGGGCGUUGGGAGGCUUAGGAUGAGGUCCAGGGGGUGUUUGUUGAAAAAAGGUUAAGAAUCACUGCUUUAAGGCAUUAGUGGUCAGUCCUUUCCAUUGUACGCAUUAUGGGCUUAGUAAUAUGAUUUAAAGCCACAGAGCUUCUCUACAAUUAUUCAAUACACAUACAUAAUGGAGUUGUGUUAAGAUAUUUUGACCUUUGAGCUAUGUACAGUUUCCUGCUGUUGUUUUUUUUUAAAUUGUGGUCUUAUUUAGCUUUGAUAAACACAUAAGACAUCUGUGGUUCACUCUGUAAAUCACGCGAAUGCCCAAAUAUUUUGCCAUUUUUAUUGUCCUUUUUAUAUACAACAUUGUAAAUCCUGAUUUAAUUUUAAACUUUUGC